This is a messenger RNA of Scleropages formosus (Asian bonytongue), 5253 nucleotides long. RefSeq names its product collagen alpha-1(XVIII) chain-like. The record is from RefSeq and is a predicted model, not a curated record. Gene Ontology annotation, biological process: extracellular matrix organization. Lineage: Eukaryota; Metazoa; Chordata; Actinopteri; Osteoglossiformes; Osteoglossidae. Gene Ontology annotation, molecular function: extracellular matrix structural constituent conferring tensile strength.
UGUGCCUGAGAAGAGGCAGGCAGGGAGGCAGAGAGAGCAGAGCGAAGCCCCAAGAGCCGCUGGUGUCAACAUGCCCACAACACGGUUCUGGCUGGGACUGGUCCUCUGCUUGCUCUGCACAUGGACCCCACAGACCUUCGGGGACCUGGGCCUGUCCUCCACGGAGGGUCCUCCAGGCCCGGCAAAUAGCGAGGGCUCUGGAGGGGAGGAACCAGCGCAAAGCCUGGCUGGGGUGGGGAAGCAGAUCUUAGACGUGGCCAAUGGGAUUCGGGACCUGGUGCGGACAUGGGACCAGGAGCCGAACAGCAAGGCUCCAGAAAUCACUGGUGCCGCACCGACAGCCCAACCAACUGAUGGACCUGUGACUCAGCAGGGAGGAACCAUCGAUGUUACCGGGCAAGCAGAGGUCACUUCAGGGGAAACCAGUCCACAGAGCAGCACUGAAUCUCAACCUGGGGAAUGGAGAACAUUGACAGAAGAGACUGGAACUGGAUCCCAGCCUGGUUCUGAUCCUACGCAUGUGACUGAACAGGGACUCACCAUUAUUGUUACCAGGCAACCAGAGGUUGCGUCUAUGGGAACUGAUCUGGAUAACAGCACCUCACAAGUGCAGGUUGUAGAAUCUCAACCUGGAGAAGGAUCUGGACUCAUAACUUUACCGGAAACAACCAUCACUGUCACUCGGCAACCGGAGGUCACGUCUACGGGAAGUGAUCUUCAUAACAGCACUUUUCAAGAACAAGGUGUAGGGCCUGAGCCCGGGGAUGGGGGAUUGUUGAGGGAGGACAAUGAAAAUGGACUCCAGUCUGUUUCUGAAUCUGUAAAUUUUACUGAACAGGGUGUGACCAUCAGUGUAACUUGGCAGCCAGAAGUCACUUCUGUUGUGCCUGAUCAGUUCAACAUCACUGGAUCUGGACCUGGGUAUGAGGUACCGCUGAGGGAGGACAGCAAAAAUGGAUCCCAGUCUGAGACCAAAACUAAAUCAGGAUUUGACUUUGACUCUGCAUCAGUAUCUGAUUCCGGCUCUGGUUUUGCUUCUGUGUCUGAAUCUACAUCUGAAGUCCCAUCUGAACCUGGAUCCAGGUCCACACCUACAUCUGGCUUCUCUCUGUUGGAGACUGUAGCUGUCACGGUUGUCCCCACUGAAGCUGCAGAACCUGCUGGCCUCAAUGAGAGCUUCCCUGCUAGGAAGCAGCUGCUGGAGCAGGGUGUGGAGAUGGUCACCUUCUCCCAGAGUGGUGCUGCUGGCAAGCCUAAUGGGACGACUAUGCAGAAUCACACGGAAGGAAGGACCGUGUCCCUCCCGCAACUGGUCGGAGACCCACCCCCAGAUGGCAUUACCCAAGUGUUUGCACCUGACAGCCGCCCAGGCUACAUGUUUGGUCCAGGAGCAGCCCAAGAGCAGCUGGCACGCACACACCUGCCCAGCCCCUUCUACCGCAACUUCUCGCUGCUCUUCUUCCUGCAGCCCUCGUCCCCAGAUGCGGGCAUGGUGCUGGCUAUCACCGACACUGCUCAGCAGCUUGUCCUCCUGGGCGUCAAACUGUCUGCCCUGGAAGGGAGCGCUCGCCAGGUCCUGUUCUAUUACACGGAGCCCGGCUCGGCUCAGUCCCGUCAGGCAGCCAGCUUCCGCGUGCCCGCGCUGGCCUCUGGCUGGAGCCGAUUCGCCCUGUCGGUCGCCGGCAACAUGAUCACCCUCUAUGUGAACUGCGACGCUGACCCCCACUUUGCGCACUUUGUGCGCUCCCCCAGCGAACUGGAGCUCGAGGCUGGUGCAAGUGUGUUUGUGGGCCACGCCGGAGGAGCCGACCCCGACAGGUUCCUGGGUGUCAUAGGAGACCUGAAGGUGGUGGGAGACCCCCGAGCAGCAGAACGACACUGUGAGGAGGAGGAGGAGGAAGAUGAUGACUCAGAUGUGGCCUCAGGUGACUCUGGGAGUGGUGAUGAGGACAGGAGCCCAGUGGAAACGGUAACGCCUCUGUCCAUGCGUCCCAUCAAAGAACCCCCUUUGACCUCAAAGUUACUCUCACAAGUGGACUCCACGCUAAGGGAGACAGGAGACGAGGGCGAGAGAGGAGGCGGAGCUUCGUCGGGGACGCAGGAAGAGCCCGUCCUCACAGAAACGGGAAGUACCGGCAUUCAGUACCUGGGUUCAAAGGGUGACCGUGGCCCACCGGGACCACCCGGACCACCCGGCCCCCCCGGCCCACCAGGGCCUCUGUCGGAGGUGGUGACGGGUGGUGACGGUUCAGGGAUCCAGCAAGCGAUGGGACCCAGGGGGCUGCCAGGGCUUCCGGGCCCUCCAGGUCAACCUGGACCUCCGGGGUCCAACGGAGAGCCGGGGGAGCGUGGUACAGACGGGACUCCGGGGGUUGUGGGACCCAGAGGAUUCCCAGGAACGCCAGGGGAGGCAGGCGCCAAAGGCCAAAAAGGAGAGCGCGGUGAGGGGCAUCCGGGCCCUCGGGGGCCCCCAGGGCCUCCUGGACCACCGGGACCCCCUGCGGGCAACAGACUGACCUUUGUGGACAUGGAGGGCUCAGGCUUUCCUGACCCGGACAGCUUACGCGGACCGCCUGGACCCCCCGGGCCCCCAGGACCUCCUGGCUUACCAAGCACAGCAGAACCACUUGGAACCCCAAUGAUUGGGCCCCCCGGCCCCCCAGGAAAGGACGGCCAGCCGGGUCACUCUGGCCCACCUGGGAACAGUGGACGUCCAGGGGCCCCGGGGCCAGUAGGAAAGAAGGGGGACCGUGGGGACAUGGGCAUCUCUGGGCCAGCAGGACAGAAGGGCUCCCAGGGACCACCAGGUCUUCCAGGUAGACCAGGACUAGACGGAUUGGCUGGGCUUCCGGGACCCAUGGGACCCCCUGGUCCACCGGGCCCACCAGGACCCUCCCGUCCCCAUUUCUACGGAGACUUGGACAACGUAGAGGGUUCUGCGCUGGGUCCAGUUGGAAAUGGACCAAGGGGACCGCCGGGUCCACAGGGUGUCCCAGGAGUAGCUGGUGUACCUGGCCAGCCGGGCAAACCUGGGCCACCGGGGGAGAAAGGCAUCCAGGGGAGGGACGGCACACCGGGACUCAACGGCUUCCCUGGGCCACAGGGCCCAAAGGGCGAGAAAGGAGACAAAGGAGAGCAAGGGCCACCUGGUCGAGACGGUAACAGCAUCCCAGGGCCACCUGGCCCCCCCGCCCCAGGACGCGUAAUAUACCAGACGUCAGAUGGCGGUGACAAGAGUGAGAGCGCAGAACUGUACCUGGAUGGACUGACGGGGCAGAAGGGAGACAUGGGGCCUCCAGGACCAGCUGGACCUCCAGGGCCUCCAGGACACAAGGGGGACAUUGGACUCCCGGGCAGACCGGGUCGUCCAGGGCUGAACGGGAACAAAGGUCAGAAAGGAGAGCCGGCCGGAGGAGCGGGACACGGACACCCGGGGCCCCCCGGACCACCAGGACCCCGGGCCCCCCCGGACCGCCACCGUCCACGGACGGGUUCGCCUUUGACGGCGCCACCCAGGUGCAUCCAGGUGAGUCCGCCGCACACCUGGAGACGGUACAGUAGAGCCGAACGCUCGUUUCGAAGAGAUACGCACGUGCCGUACUUUACCCGCUCCCCACAUUACAUGCGCUACCAGCACCAGGAGUCUGUCUGUCAUUUAUUUUGUUUUUUUCAUUCAUUUGUAUUCUUCAUUCAUAGUCACUCAGCAAGCCCAGAUUAUAUCAUAAUAAAUGUGAUACCUAGAGCAGACACUUGUUACAAACUCAACAAAUUGAAGCAAUUUAUGUCGCGUCCCCCCCCCCCAUCAGCCUUGAAAGGAGAGAAAGGAGACCGAGGAGUUCCCGGCGUUCCUGGGACACCAGGUGAUCAUUACGAAGGCAUUUACGGGAUCAAGAGCAAGCAGAAAGGAGAAAGGGGGGAGCCGGGAUCCAAGGGCGAGAAGGGAGAGCCAGGUGGAGGAUUCUACGGCCCCCAAUACGCUGGGGUCCAAGGCGUGCCGGGACCUCCGGGGCCACCAGGGCCGAGGGGAGAAUCCAUCAGGGGACCUCCUGGUCCACAGGGGCCACCAGGGACCCCUGGGGUUGGUUACGCUGGACAACCAGGAUAUCCUGGGCCUCCAGGGCCCCCUGGGCCUCCAGGCCCCGCAUCGUUGCCUGGAGCUUACAGGCCCACACACAGCAUCAGUCUCCCCGGGCCCCCGGGGCCACCCGGCCCCCCCGGAGCUCCGGGGCCCAUUUCUGGGGUGCUGGUCUUGAGAUCCUUUGCUGCCAUGGGGGCCACUGCGCGGAGGCAAGCUGAGGGGACGCUCAUAUACGUAGCGGACAGGACCGACCUCUACGUUCGAGUUGGAGAUGGCUUCCGACAAGUCACGCUUGGCGAGUACAAGGCGUUCCCUGGAGACUUGGGCAACGAGGUGGCGGCCGUGCAGACACCUACCGACGCGCACUACUCCCAGGAUAGCUUUACCAACGGUAGAGAACCGGGGCCGGACAGCUACCGCCCAGACACCCGACCACCCCACGAACACGGAUACAGCCGGGAUCCCAUCCCCCUGGACCCCCACAGAUACGCGAGCGGGCCGCAGAGAGGCCCUGGACGUCCCGAGAACCAGCCUGCUAACCACGUUCACGCAGCGGGACCAGGACUGCACCUCAUUGCCCUCAACACACCUCUAACAGGAAGCAUGCGAGAUAUCAGGGGCGUGGACUUCCUGUGCUUCCGGCAGGCACGCGCCGCAGGUCUGAAAGGCACUUUCCGCGCUUUCCUGUCCUCCAGGCUGCAGGACAUCCACAGCGUUGUCCGCAAGUCAGACAGGGACCGCGUGCCCAUCGUCAACCUGCGGGAUGAAGUUCUCUUUGACAGCUGGGAGUCCAUCUUCAGUGAUGCUGAGGGGAAGAUGAAGGACCACGUACCCAUUUACUCCUUCGACGGCAGAGAUCUCAUCAGUGACAGUGCCUGGCCGCUCAAGAUGGUGUGGCACGGCUCGAGCGCCAGAGGUCAGCGGCGGCCGGACGGAUACUGCGAGACGUGGCGCACGGACAGCCGGGAGGCCAGGGGCACGGCCUCCUCCCUGCAGGAGCGGCGCCUCCUCCAGCAGAUGUCAAGCAGCUGCUCGAGCUCCUAUGCCGUGCUGUGCAUCGAGAAUAGCUACGUACCACAGUACAGCAGAUAGGCCGCCACCCCCCAUGGGGGGGAAGAGGGAAGAGAGAGAGAGAGAAAGAAAAGAAAAGAAAAGAAAAAAAACACACACACACA